Messenger RNA from Nestor notabilis (Kea), 798 nucleotides. RefSeq names its product polycomb group ring finger 6 (gene PCGF6). Gene Ontology annotation, cellular component: PRC1 complex. The coding region runs from base 1 to 798 and encodes 265 amino acids. The record is from RefSeq and is a predicted model, not a curated record. Gene Ontology annotation, biological process: regulation of transcription by RNA polymerase II. Lineage: Eukaryota; Metazoa; Chordata; Aves; Psittaciformes; Psittacidae. The transcript is spliced from 10 exons.
AUGCGGCUGGGUGUGAAGCGCUGUGUCUUCAGCGAGGCCCCGCGUCUGCAACAGCCCGCGGUUGUCAGCCAGGUCCUCUAUAAAGCAGUGGACGUCAAGUUUGAUCGUAUGAUAAACCUCGCAGAGUUGACCCCUUACAUCCUGUGUUCCAUCUGCAAAGGUUACUUUAUUGAUGCUACAACCAUUACAGAAUGUCUGCACACCUUUUGUAAAAGCUGCAUAGUGAGACACUUCUACUAUAGCAACAGAUGUCCAAAAUGCAAUAUCGUUGUACAUCAGACACAACCUCUUUAUAAUAUCAGGCUGGACCGGCAACUGCAAGACAUAGUUUAUAAAUUAGUCGUCAAUUUGGAGGAAAGGGAGAAAAAGCAAAUGCAUGACUUCUAUAAAGAAAGAGGAUUAGAAGUGCCCAAACCAGCUGUCCCACAGCCAGUUCCAGUGAGCAGAGGAAGACCUCGAAAAGUUCUGGGCUCUGUGUUCCGGAUCCCACCAGAGCUUGACAUUUCCAUACUUCUGGAGUUCAUUGGAGCUAAUGAAGGCACAGGGAAUUUUAAGCCUUUGGAAAAGAAGUUUGUGCGUGUUUCUGGAGAGGCAACAAUUGGACAUGUGGAGAAGUUCCUUAGACGAAAAAUGGAUCUGGACCCUGCUUGUCAGGUGGACAUAAUAUGUGGUGAUCACCUGCUAGAACACUACCAGACUCUGAGGGAAAUUCGUCAAGCCAUAGGAGAGAGUGCAGUACAGGAUGGUUUACUUGUUCUGCACUAUGGCCUGGUGGUAUCUCCAAUGACUGUAACUUAA